CAGAAAAGAACAAAAUCAGCACCCAUUAUUGAAUACCAACAACACCACUUGGGAUAGAAAUGCUUAAAUGAGUGAUCUGUUUUGCUGUUAGAUCAUAUCAUACAAUUCAAUUCAAUUCAAAAAAGUUACUGAGCAAAAUCAUCAAAUGGCAGAUGCUGUUGUUUCAUUUGUGAUUGAAAGGCUUGGAGACUUGGUGAUUUCUGAAGCUCAAUUCUUGCAUGGAAUUGAAGCCCAAGUGGGGAAUGCACAAAUCAAGCUUCAAUGUAUGAGUGCUUUCUUAAAAGAUGCGGAUGCUUGGGUAACAAAUGGUGAUGGGAGAAUUCGCCUUUUGGUUGUCCAGAUCAGAGAAAAUUCUCUUGACUUGCAGGAUGUUAUUGAGACUUAUGUCCUCAAAGUGACUUUGAAGAAGAAUGAAGGUGUACUCAAAAGAUCUAUUAACAUAUUCAGAGAGGGAAUUAAUGUCCACAAAGUUGGAUCAGAUAUUGAGAGGAUCACAUCCAACAUUGAUACUUGGACUUCAGAAUUAGAAUCACUUGGAGUACAAAGAUCAAUACACAAAGCAGAUGAAGCUUCUUCAAGCAGCUAUGUCCAACAGCAAAGACAGUUGAGGCAAGCUUAUUCUUUUGUUGAAGACAAUGUUGUUGUCGGAUUUGAUAAAGAUAUCCAAGAGUUGGUUGCGCUUUUGACUGAAAAAGAGAACCCUCAUAAGCAUAAGGUGAUCUCUGUAUGUGGGAUGGGUGGUUUGGGCAAAACUACUCUUGCAAGAAAGGUCUAUUAGCAUCCUCAUGUCAAGACUCACUUUGACUGUUAUGCUUGGGCCUCAAUAUCUCAGCAAUGUAAUACACGCAAUGUCUUAGAAGCAGUUUACUUUGCUUUCACUUCUCCCACAGAUGCACAAAGAAAUCACAUAAAAAACUUGAGUGAUGUUGAAUUAGCAAGGGAGCUUUACAACGUUCAGAAACAGAAAAAAUGUUUGGUGGUUCUUGAUGAUAUAUGGACCACAACAACAUGGGAUCUUCUAAAACAUGCAUUCCCUACUACUACUCAAGGAGACACAUUACAUAGCAAAAUCUUACUCACUACUCGAAAUAAGGAUCGACAUGGUUUCAUCCAUGAACCUCAUUUGCUCAAUGAAGAGGACAGCUGGGAGCUGUUUCAUAAAAAGUACUUCUCUGUUGGAGCAGAUCCAUCAAACUCAAAUGAUGAUGAAGAAAGGAAGAAAGAAGUAGCGGUAGAGAUGCUUAGAAAGUGCUCUGGUCUGCCAUUAGCCAUCAUUGUGCUCGCUGGUCUUCUAUCUAAGAAACACACCGUAUAUGAGUGGGAGAAACUUAAAGCAAAUGUAAUUCGCUGGAUAGGUGAAGGUGGUCAACAACAUGAUGAAAACUCAAAAUACCGUAGUGUUCGGGUGGUGUUAGGUUUAAGUUACAGUGAGUUGCCAUCUCAUUUGAAGCCUUGUUUUUUGUACUUGGCUCGUUAUGCUGAAGAUGUCCCGAUAAGAGCAAAAGAGUUAUGUCUUGUGCUCAUAGCAGAAGGUUUUAUAUCGCCAAGAAGAAGCUCUGUGGAAACUUUGGAGGAAGUGGCAUAUGAUUGGUUGUGUGAGUUGGUGGAGAGGAGUAUGAUUCAGGUCAAAGAAAUGAGUUCAACAGAAGAAAGGAUAAAAUCAUUUUGCAUUCAUGAUCUCAUGCGAGACUUGUGUGUGUCUAAAGCCCAAGAAGAAAACUUUCUACAUAUUACUGAUUGGUAUUACUGAUUGGCGGAAUAGAAGGGAAGAGCCAACAGAAACAAAUGUACGAAGAGUUUCCAUCCAUGAUAAGGGAAAUACUGAUGAUAGUGAUUUUAUUCAUAUGUUUAGAAACAUAGAUGGCUCUCUCAGGUGCCUUGCUAUACAUGAUGGAAAAAUUGAAUAUAGUGAAAGAUUAUUGAGACAUGUAUGCAAUCACUUUUUGAAACUAAGGUACCGUUUGGUAACACUUUUGUUUUUUAAUUUUUUAAUCGCAAAAUGAAAGUAAAAUUUUUGUUUUUAAAAAAUUUAUUUUUAAAAAACAAAAAUACGUUCUGUAACUACUUUUGUUUUUCAAUUUUAAAAACGGAAAAUAAAAGUGUGUUCUGUAAAGUUCAUUUUCAUUUUUAUUUUUUGAUUUUAUUUAAGUCGGGUCAAGAUCUGGGGUUGGAUU
Molecule: messenger RNA, 2174 nt
Organism: Cannabis sativa
Lineage: Eukaryota; Viridiplantae; Streptophyta; Magnoliopsida; Rosales; Cannabaceae
Product: disease resistance protein RPP8-like
Exons: 2
Coding region: 146-778 (210 amino acids)
Molecular function (GO): ADP binding
Source: RefSeq, a predicted model, not a curated record